AUCAGUCCCAAGAGGUCUAUUUCUGAUACAAUUCAACAUCAAGAUGAAGCUGCUUCUGGCCUUGUUCCUUUUAUCUUCUUACUUGUCUUCAGUGUUCAUGUUGCAUUGUUUGGACUGCACAAGUGAGUCGGGUCAGUGCAACACUGAACUUAAACAAGAGUGUACUGACAACCAAGUAUGUGCUACUUUGAAGUACAGGUUUUUUAUAUCAGGGGUUAAUAUAAGUAGUACAGAAGUGAAGCGCAGCUGCCAUUUAAGAAAUGAAUGUGAAAGGUGGAACACAUCAAAUGCAGGCAUCAUUUACUCAGGAAAUAUUGGAAUAGCCUCUGGCACAUUGUUCGUAUCCUGCUGUGACUCUGAUAAUUGCAACAACAUAGUCAUUCCUGAACUAGACAGCAAGCCUAACGGUCUACAAUGUAUGGGCUGUAACAACUUGGCAGACACAGUCUGUAAUACUACUGUGUCCUGUGUGGGAAAUGAAGAUCAAUGUAUUAAAAUCCAAAAUGAAUCACCUGUAUUUUGGACCCCAGCUGAAAAAAGUCACACCAUGGGAUGCAUCUCUAAAUCUAUUUGUGACAUGAAUACUAACAAACUGAAGUUGAAUCAAACCUUGUGUUGCUCUGAGAACUUUUGUAAUAAGUUGUGAAUUCUGUAUCAGGCUGGCUUUACUCUUUCUGAUGUAUUAUCUAAAAAUCAUCAAAAACAAUUAUACAUUAAUUUCCCACAAACUGUAUAUUGCACUCUUCAGAUUUUUUUCUUAAAAAGUUUAUAACAAUGGAAAUGAGGAUAAGGGCAAAAAACAGCCAUAGAAUAUUUGCUGAUAUAAUAAGUAAAAGUGUCUAACAGUAAAAUGCCUUUAGUGAUUUACUUAAUGUGGUCAAACUAUGAAUAAAAUGUCUUCAUUGUUGCAUAA
This is a messenger RNA of Silurus meridionalis, 913 nucleotides long. Its product is annotated as phospholipase A2 inhibitor gamma subunit B-like. Lineage: Eukaryota; Metazoa; Chordata; Actinopteri; Siluriformes; Siluridae. The record is from RefSeq and is a predicted model, not a curated record. The transcript has 6 exons. The coding region runs from base 44 to 646 and encodes 200 amino acids.